AUGUAAAGUGCAACGAGCUAAAGAAACUUCGUGAGGACCCCUCAUUCCAUUACAAAAACUUAACAGCGCAAAGAGAAUUUCGCAAUCAGUUUGACUGCUGGUUUGGUCACAGGUGUUCGUAAUAUAGGUGUAAAUAAAGUCAUGUAGGUGUACGUGUUCACCCACGCGCUUUAGUCACCACCCAAACUAAUGUGUCGCGGCGAUUGCUUCAUUCGCGUCUAGGGUAUUGAAAUAUGUCAACAUUGAAAUCUCUCGUUUCUCAUCGACAACCUAGUUAUCCAAUACUUGGCACUACAUAAAUAGCUGCGGGAAGGUUCAUGCGUGCACGACACGUUGUCAGCUGAUCUGGUUAAAGCAGGUCUCUGGGUUGAGUCACAUCUCAAGGUGGCUCAUCUUAGAUAUAUAAUUAUCCCGUCACGACGUUCGAAGAACACUCCAUCGUGACAUUUUACGGACAUUCUGAUACUGAUCUAUUACAUUAACCCCACAGCCACCAGGCGUUAAGAGACUUGGCGUUCUUUCUGGCUUCCCCUACACAGAGUAGACUCGUCUUUAAGCAGGCCUCUGAUUGGCCGAGCUCCGUUCAUUGUAAAUCGACCUCGAGUGUUAACAACCUGGCUUGGCUUGCACAGCGCUGAGCGUACGGACGCGGUGGCAUACACCCCAAACUGGAACCAGACCCCUGGACUACAACGAAAGGACACUCGCAUCUCGAGGAGAAGACGAUCAGGGAUCGGACUGCAGGCCACUAGUAUAGACAGGACCAAAAUGGAGCGGGAUAUUGCUGGUCCUACUAGUUCUACGGAGUCACUUCUAUGCUCCAACGGGCAGAGCACCUCCACAAACUUGAUUUCUAUUCAGAUCUGCCCUUCUACAGGUGGACAAUUCGAUCUCCAAGUAACGCAAGAGUUCACAGUGGACGACUUAAAAAGAGCAAUAGGAAAAAAGCUUAAAGUUACAAGGGACAAAAUCAGUAUACUAUUUCGAGAAAAGAUUUUAAAAGAUGGGACUUUACGGGAACACAGCGUGGUGGACGGAAGCCGGAUCACUCUGUUACCGCACGUAGAGAGCGGACUCAUGAAUCAACGUGCUGAACAAAGUGUUUUACAAGCUUUGGAGAAUUUAUCAGACGGACAGGUAAAUGAUUUUCUUUCCGGUAAGUCACCCCUGACUUUAGCUAUGAGACUUGGAGACCACAUGAUGUUUGUACAGCUUCAACUCUCGACGACCCCGCCCAAGAAAGUUGCAAAAAGAAAGAGGACAUCAGCCAAUCAGACGUCGUCUUCAGUGUCGUCUGCUGGCACCGCCUCAAUGGGAACAUCAAAUGGAUCGACUGCUGCGAUUUCACCAGCCUCACAGUUACUGUAUAAAGACGCUCAGUCCACUCUGCCAUCCAAUACAUUACCACCACCAUCAUCAUCAUCAUCAUCUACAGCAACAGAUAUUACCCCAUCGUCUUUAAAUAAACCGCCUUACGCCUCAUCAUCACAAACAAUGACAGUGAAAGAAGCUCCACCAAUUAACACAUUACCUAUACUGGACAAAUCGCUAUUAGCAGAGGCAAGCAGAAAUUUAUCAAAAAGAUUAAAGGAAUUGUCACAGGCAUCGGCUGAAGCAGCGAAAAACCAGGAGGAAGACUUGACCCCACCACCAUCGCCCCCUGUUACAACUAACACGAUGAAACCAACAUCAUCAUCAUUAUCCACAUCUUCCACUACAACAUCCACCACCUCCUCCUCCUCCUCAGUGAUGUCAUCAUUGUCACCAGCCAUGGCACGUGAUAAACAGCAAGGUGCCAUCAUAGAGAGCAUGCAGCACCACGGACAAGGUGUCUACUCAGGGACUUUCUCAGGCACCUUAAAUCCAGCACUGCAGGACAGAGAUGGGAAGCCCAAGAAGAGUAUCAGCACAAUAAUUCACAUUCUGAAUGACCUUUUGGGGGCCACGCCACAGUACAGAGCAAGUUCUGGGAAGCAGAGUUCUAGGAAAGCAGAAAGAAUGAUGUCAGCCAUGGCCACAAAACCUAACCACACUCCUGAAAAUGAAGAGCGCCUUCAACAAGAAAACCAAACUAUACGAGGGAAGAUGGAAAGACUCCAACAAAUGAUGGAAGAAAGAAGGCAACGUCGUCAGCAGCGAAGGGAAUCGCGUGGCCCUUACCCCAUGUGGUCUCCCAUCUCUCCCCACAUGCCAAACUCUCCUGAAAAGGAGGAUGGCAGCUCAAUGGAGGUUGACGCUAACCUUGAGACAAUGACUGAUAAUGUCAAUGACAGUAACGAUAACCAGUAUAGUGUAGCACAGAAAACAGUGGUAGCUUAAAGUGGACCAGUCAAGGAGUAGUCAGAUGAACAUCCACUUUUUAACAGCUCUUACAGGGAGAAGUCUCACCCCACCCCAAGACUAAGUGUGGAUGAAGUAAAGUGAAGUGUAUAGAGCAAUUUUAGUGCUUUCUGUUAAAAGCAAUCCACUAGUGUCCAUAGACUCAAAUAUGUUAACUAAUCUGGCAGAUUGGUGAAAUGUAAGAAAGACCCUGUAUCACACUGAUUAGUCCAGCAACAUCAGAAUAAGGAGAUAAAGACACAGUGGUACAUGACACAGGAUAAUAACACAUUUACCAACCUGGAAUAUAUGUGAACGAAAUUCAGUAUUGUUUUGAAGUAGCAAUGGCAGUACUUAAUGAGGACAUCUGAAUGAUGAAUUGAGCAACAGAGCUGUCUGAUCAUCUGGCAACUUUUAUUUCAAUGACUAAGACAUUACUUUUCCUUACUUAAACAUGAAAACAUUCUAGCAUAUUAUUGAUGUAAAGUCGGAAAUAUAAAUUAGACUGUUUGACCAAAAAAAUGAAGGAUAUUUUAAAUACCAAGAGUAAAUGCCCAUUAAAUCAGUCCUCCAAAGGCCAGCUAAAGUAAGGACCCAGAAAAGAACAACCAUUCCAAGUAGAGUGAAUAUGAACAAAUCAAAGUUGGUCUAGAACAGUACAUUAAUAUCUUUAAUGUUAAUAUUUUCAUCAUCAUGAGAUGAAUUGCCUGUUUUAUACAAAGAAAAUAAAAAUAAGAAGUUUGUAUAGAUUUUUUUCAAUAAAAUGUAGAAUUCUGUACAGGCUAAAUUUAGAUUACCUUGUUUGAAUAUAUGGAAUGCAUGCUGUGUUGAUUUUAUAGUCAUUUACAUAUACCUCUUUAAACAUAUCAUUCUCUUCAUAUCAUGUUUCAUAUCCUCCUGGAGCAAAAGAAUGCAGUCUUUUAGCCUCCUACUAACCAAGCUGUACAUGUAACUGCUUCAAGUUCAGUAAACCCUGAACUGUGCAAUAAUAAGACUGGGGUACACAGAGAGAAGUACCUUAUCAAUAAAGGGAUCAAGUCUGGCUAGACUUGGUCUCACUUUGAAUGUUAGAAACAAAAAGGAAGUGUUUUUCCAGUACACUAUGUGUAUUCUAUGUUAAUUAAGAGCACAGAAUGUAUAAAGAUAGGCUGAUCAUAUGACUGCCAUGUACAGAGUUGACCUAACCAUUUGCCUUUUACCUUAAAAUUUGUAGUUGACUACAAGCAGUUGUAAUUAUAUAAAAUAAGCACAAAAAAUAAAAUAAGUGAAAUAUAA
Messenger RNA from Lingula anatina, 3594 nucleotides. Its product is annotated as midnolin. Gene Ontology annotation, molecular function: protein binding. The record is from RefSeq and is a predicted model, not a curated record. Gene Ontology annotation, cellular component: nucleus. NCBI's taxonomy places the organism in Eukaryota, Metazoa, Brachiopoda, Lingulata, Lingulida, Lingulidae.